CAGCUCCCGCUGGAAGAUGGCGGUGGGGAUGCUGUCUGGAGCCGCAGCAGCCGAGAGCUCGCUCUGCGCGAGAAACCAGCCCCGCUGGAUGUAAAAGAACAAGAUGAACUCCUUCCCCAGCCUUCGCCUCGACGCCUGGACUACUUCAGGGUGUUUUUAGGAGAGUGUCCGCUGCGCUGCCCUCCUUUUUUUCCCCCUGUGCAGAAAUCCGGUCUCCUCGUCGGGGACUCGCACGGUGAUAAAGCUCUAGACUAGACGGGUGGGAGUGAAAAAAGUGGACAAAAAUGUCGGAUACGAAGGUAAAAGUUGCAGUGAGAGUCCGGCCCAUGAACCGCAGGGAGAUUGAACUCAACACAAAAUGUGUCGUGGACAUGGAGGACAACCAGACUGUUCUGCACCCUCCACCCUCCAAUGGGAAAGGGGAAAGCAGGAAACAAGCUAAGGUGUUCGCUUUUGACCACUGUUUCUGGUCCAUGGAUGAAUCCAACAUUCCUAAAUAUGCUGGUCAAGAAGUGGUGUACAAGUGCCUUGGAGAGGGAAUACUUGAAAAUGCAUUCCAGGGAUAUAAUGCCUGCAUAUUUGCCUACGGACAAACGGGUUCAGGCAAAUCCUUUUCCAUGAUGGGAAACGGAGAGCAGCCAGGUUUAAUCCCUCGACUGUGCUGCUGUCUCUUUGAGAGGAUCCACAAAGAGGGGAAUGAGGCCCAUAGUUUUAAGGUGGAAGUUUCCUACAUGGAGAUCUACAACGAGAAGGUCCGUGACCUGCUUGACCCCAAAGGAAGCCGCCAGUCCCUUAAAGUUCGGGAACACAAAGUCUUGGGUCCAUAUGUGGAUGGUCUGUCUCAGCUGGCUGUCACCAACUUUGAGGACAUUGAGGUGUUGAUGUCAGAGGGGAAUAAGUCUCGCACAGUCGCAGCCACCAACAUGAAUGAGGAGAGCAGUCGAUCACAUGGCGUCUUCAGUAUCAUUGUCACACAAACGCUCUAUGACCUACAGUCUGGAAAUUCGGGAGAGAAAGUGAGCAAAAUGAGUCUGGUUGACCUGGCAGGAAGUGAACGAGUGUCUAAGACUGGAGCUGCUGGGGAGCGACUCAAAGAAGGGAGCAAUAUAAACAGGUCUCUCACCACAUUAGGUUGUGUCAUUUCUGCACUGGCUGAUCAAUCUGGAGGAAAAGGGAAGGCCAAGUUUGUGCCUUACAGAGACUCGGUCCUCACCUGGUUGCUAAAGGACAACCUCGGAGGAAACAGUAAGACAUGCAUGAUAGCCACAGUGAGUCCAGCUGCUGAUAACUAUGAGGAGACGCUGUCCACGCUGCGCUACGCUGACAGGGCCAAGAGAAUUGUCAACCACGCUGUGGUGAAUGAAGAUCCUAACGCUCGGAUCAUUAGAGAACUCAGGGAAGAGGUGGAGAAACUUAGGGUUCAGCUCUCUCAGGCUGAGUCUAUGAAGGCCCCUGAGCUGAAGGAGAAACUGCAUGAAUCAGAAAAACUCAUUCAGGAGAUGACAGUUACCUGGGAGGAGAAGCUGAGGAAGACCGAGGAGAUUGCUGGUGAGCGUCAGAAACAGUUGGAGAGCAUGGGCAUCUCUUUGGAGACUUCUGGGAUUAAAGUGGGCGAAGACAAAUGUUUCUUGGUCAAUCUCAAUGCUGAUCCUGCUCUGAAUGAGCUGUUGGUUUACUAUCUGAAGGAGCACACGCGUGUGGGUGCAGACACGUCUCAGGACAUCCAGCUCUUUGGGAUCGGGAUCCAGCCAGAGCACUGUGUCCUGGAGCUUUGCCCAGACGGUGAUGUCACCCUCACGCCCUUGGGGAAUGCCAGGACCUGUGUGAACGGUACAAUGAUCGACUCCUUAGUACACUUGUGGCACGGAGACCGUAUAUUAUGGGGAAACAAUCACUUUUUCAGGAUAAAUCUGCCUAAACGAAAGCGGCGGGACCGUUUGAAGGAGCUAGAGAAAGCCUCUCCCAGAGAGAGCUUUGUUGAGGUGGACGUGGAAACAGCCAGCGAGGCCUCCUCUGAGCAAGACUACAGCUAUGAGUUUGCCCAGAUGGAGGUCAUGAUGAAGACUCUUGGAAAUAACGACCCUAUGCAGAAUGUGGUCCAGGUGUUGGAGAAGCAGUACCUGGAAGAGAAGAGGACGGCUCUGGAGGAGCAGAGGCUCAUGUAUGAACGAGAGCUGGAGUCGUUACGGCAACAGUUGUCUCCUGAGAAAAUGCCCCAGCAUCACCGGAGCAGCAGCGAGCGCCUUACGUUCCCCACGCACACAUCACACGGCAAGCUGCGCCUGUGGACCGAGGAGCGGGAUGAGCUGUUUCGUCAGAGUCUCUCUCGACUCAGAGAGCAGGUCGUCAGAGCCAACACUUUGGUGCGAGAGGCCAACUUUUUGGCAGAGGAGAUGAGCAAACUCACUGACUAUCAGGUCACUCUUCAGAUUCCUGCAGCCAACCUCAGCGCCAACCGCAAACGUGGAGCAAUUGUGAGUGAGCCAGCCAUUCAGGUGCGAAGGAAAGGGAAGGGCACCCAGGUGUGGACCAUUGAGAAGCUGGAGAACAAACUGGUGGACAUGAGAGACUACUACAGAGACUGGAAAGAAGGCGCAGAGGAAAUGUGUAACAAAUCAAACAGUAAACAAUCUGAUCCAUUUUAUGAGGCGCACGAGAACCACAACCUCAUAGGAGUUGCCAACAUUUUUUUAGAGUGUCUUUUUCACGAUGUUAAACUACAAUAUGCUAUCCCUAUCAUCAGCCAGCAGGGAGAGGUUGCAGGCAGAUUGCACGUUGAGCUAAUGCGAGUUAGCGGCACUUUACCGGAGCGCCUGUCUGGGGGAGACGACUCAUCUGAGAACUCCAGUGAGAGCAGUUGCUACGAGGUCAUGGAUACCAACGGAGAGAUUGUCCACAUGGCCAAGAGGCUCACCUGCAGGGUCAGGAUCAGAGAGGCCACAGGGCUGCCCCUCAACCUCUCCAACUUUGUCUUCUGCCAGUACACCUUCUGGGAGCAUGGUGAGCCCACUGUGGCUCCUCCUAUGGUUAGCCCUGAUCAGCCUUCCCCCCGAAGCCCAGAUGCUCAGUUCGUUGUCCAGUUUGAUCACUGCAAGGACUAUAUUGUGCAUGUAUCAGACGAGUUUUUAGAGUUUAUAUCAGAUGGAGCGUUGGCCAUAGAAGUGUGGGGUCACCGCUGUGCUGGGAGAGGACGUUCAGUCUGGGAGUUGGAUGCUCUGGAGGCCAAGACCCAGACGCUCCGAGACAGGUGGAGUGAGGUGUCCCGCAGGAUUGAGCUGUGGGUCUCCAUCCAGGAACUGAACGAGCAGGGAGAGUAUUCAUCUGUGGAGCUGCAUCCUGGAAAAGACAUCAGCACGGGAGGAGUCUUCCAGCUCCGACAGGGCCACUCCAGGAGGCUGCAGGUGUGCGUGAAGCCAGUCCAGAACUCGGGCACCCUCCCUCUGCUGGUGGAGGCCAUACUGUCCGUCUCUAUCGGUUGUGUGUCUGCUCGCUCCACUAAACUACAGCGGCCUCUCGACAGCUACCAGAGAGAGGCGGAAGACGAUAUGGAUAGUUAUCAGGAGGAGGAUCUCAACUGUGUUCGGGAGCGCUGGUCUGAUGCGCUGAUCAAACGUCGGGAGUAUCUUGAUGAGCAGAUUAAAAAAAUAAUUAACAAACAGGAAAAGUCAGAGGAGGACAUUGAGCGUGAAUCUAGGCUGGUGGAGCAGUGGGUUGGUCUGACUGAGGAGAGAAAUGCGGUGCUGGUACCUGCACCUGGCAGUGGUAUCCCCGGAGCUCCUGCGGACUGGACUCCACCUGCAGGGAUGGAAGCUCACAUUCCUGUCCUCUUCCUGGAUUUAAAUGCGGAUAAUCUGACAGUGAACGAGCAGCUGAUUGGGCCUCACGCUGCAGGUGUGAACUCUAUCCUGCCCAAAGAGCACGGCAGUCAGUUCUUCUAUCUGCCCAUCAUCAGGCACAGUGAUGACGAGGUGUUAGCGGUGUGUUCUUGGGAUUCAUCCAUUCAUGAUUCUGUGUAUCUCAACCGGGUCACUUCACCGAACGAACGCAUCUACCUGAUUAUUAAAGCCACAGUGCAGCUCAGCCACCCUGCCUCAAUGGAGGUGGUGCUUCGCAAGAGGAUUGCUGUCAACAUUUACAACAAACAGAGUUUCACCCAGAGUCUCAAAAGAAGAAUGUCCCUAAAGAACACACUUUUUUCCUGCUGUCUGGCUUACGAGAUUGUUUCCAACAUACCAAAGGCUUCAGAGGAGCCAGAGGAGAGGGAAACCCUGGCUCUCAUGGCUGCUCGUGGGGACAGCGAGGAGACUCAGGAUGGAGAAACCUACAUAGAAAAGUACACAAGGGGAGUUCUGGAGGUGGAGAACAUCUUGAGUUUGGAGAGGCUACGACAGGCUGUUACAGUGAAGGAAGCACUGGCUGCUAAGGGGAGACACUUAAGGAGGAGUGUCAGCACACCAAAUGUACAGCAUUCUUCAUGCAGUAAAAUAGACCUGACUGGUUGUGAGGAUGAAGAGUUCAAGUUACAUCAGGAUUACUGUGAUCAUGUGGACAUUAGCAGCUGCAAUCCUCAAGAUGGCGCCCUUUGUAUCACACCCAUCAAAAACAAAGAUAGUGCAGGCUUGGUUCCAGAAAGUCCUACCUUUUUAAGUGCCAGCCCCUUCAAAGUCCUCUCGCCACAGCCGCCGAAAUUCCUCAAGUCUUUGCUUCCUGUCAAAGAGGAGAACAAGACAAAGAAAACCCUGGAGGCCCGGCCUCUACUUGGACAAGAGAGCAUGCGCUCAUGUGUGGACAGCCCUGCACUGCUCCCCUCUCCCUGCUCCUGGCACCGGCCCAGGGCAGGCAGCGAGGGCCACUGCAAGCCUUCCACUCCCACCCGCAGACAGCUCAGCCACACACUGCCACACACUGCUGACUCUGAAGAUGAUGAGACUGAUGUUGCUAUGACUCUGAAUCUAAAUCGAGGCCUGCAGGACCAAAGCAAUUUCCAGGCUUACAUCCCAGAGGACUUUGCAAACUUUGAGGUCUACAAUGCCACUCUGGAGAGCCAGGAUGGGUUUCGCUCUGACUUAAAAGGAAACCUGUGCGGAGGCGGGAGUGGAGAAAGAGAGGUGUCCCGAAGCCCCACGGCCAGCAGCUGCACUAGUGGCUACUUUUCACACAGUGCCUCCAACGCUACACUGUCUGACAUGCCUUUCAGUGCCAGUGAGAGCUUCGACCACCUGAACUUCACCUCCAGGGAGUCUCAUGACGCCCUCGGGUGUCCUGCUGGAAGAGGCUACGCCCAAACCAAAAGUGUCUCUGCAGGCAGUGACACUCAGCAGCCACCUCUGUCGUCUGGUGUGGUUAAUGACCUAGUCAUCCAUCCAGCAUCCACGCCUGUUAGUAUUCCCAAUUGCACAGAUAAGCAGCACUCACUGCCUCACAGUUGUGUUCUCAGUGCCAGCCAGGAGUUCACUGACUUUAAAGGGGCCGAUGACAGUAUUGGAGAGGGCGAUUUAGCUCGUUUUACUGAGGGAUGGGAGCAAGAGGGGUUGGAGUAUUCUAAAAACCACAGAAAGAGACUGGAUAAUGGGAAGAAAUGUGACAUUGACAAUCGGCUCUUAACUGACGUCUCCAGUAAAAUAUCUCCACCUGAAAAUUCAGUAUCCAAAUGUUCUAAUUAUGAAGAUCCUGUCAGUGUUGCUGUGUUCUGCCCUAACUCAACUGUAGCCUGCACUUCAGUCGAAGCACCAAUCUCUGCAACAGACAAAGCUCCCUCUUCACCGGUCCCACCUUCAGCAUCACCAUCUGCAGUCACAAAUCCAGCGACAGCCCCGUCCCCUAGCCCAGCUCCAAGAGCAGGAGGAGAACCUCCGAUCCAGGAGCCGGCCCAGGGAGAUCUGCCCCACGGGAGUCCCUGCCCCAGUCCCAAUCCCAGCAGUGCCGAGCCUUCGGGGGACUCCAGUGGGGAUGAGAGCACCCCUGUUGCUCAGCUUCCUGAUUGGAUGGCACCUGGAGAGCAGGUGUGGGUGGGGAAGAGGAGAGGGACGGUGCACUAUGUGGGAGGAGUGGAGUUUGCAAAGGGGAUCUGGAUUGGUGUGAAGCUGGAUAUGGCAGUGGGUAAACACAAUGGGACUGUGCAGGGAAGAGUGUACUUCCGCUGUCCGCCCGGCCACGGUGUGUUUGUGAAGCCAUCUCGACUCGGCCGAGGGCCUCCCUCCAUGGAGACGGAUCCCCAGACUCUGAUCAGAUAGGACUAAAGACGGGCUGGUAUUCUGAGGAAUAGCAGAGACCCAGAGCGGUCCUCUGACCCUGGUUUGGACCUGGAGCCUGGCUGUCCACCUCGCAAACUCUGAGCUAAUGUAUUCUGUUAAAGUGGAUGCUUUGCUGAAACAUAUCUUACCUGUGCAUUUAAUGAAGGUAUUUUGUAGUUACUGUUCACUGAGAGAGAAAAAAAAAUCACUAUGCACAUACCGAUAUCUGAGUUUUGUAUACGGUCAUAUUUUUAUAGAGGGCUUAACUUUUAACAGGGAACAGAAUAUUACCAACAUACACUUUCUUACAUUGGUUCGGUGCGUUAUAUAUCAUAUUUUUGUAUUACAAUGCAACCCCAUAUCUGAGGCUCAUAAUGGAGUGAUCUGAAAUUUGAAGAUUAAGAAUGUACUACUGUUAAUAAACAUUGAUAUUUACAUCAAUAUGAUAAGUCAGGGCUAACCAAAGAACUAUGGUUCCAUAUCUGCUGUUAUGAAUAAUGUUAUUUUUAUAAUGUGCGCAUAUGGAGGUAUUCACUAUAAAUCAACAUGUCCGAGAAAAGCUUAGUGCCAUAUCUCAAGAACUAAUGCCACAUACCCUGAUCGUAGGACAAAAUCUGCAAAACCUGAGAGCUGCUUUCAGCGUUUGCAGUCGUAAAUUAUCCUGUUGAUGUACUGUAACACUGUGGAGGAAAUAAUCCCCAUCCAGCAUCAGACUGUUGCUGUUUGAAAGCUUGCACUGGAAAGGAUUCUUGGAGAGUUCAUAGACCGUCUUCCGUAUUGGACAGAGGAAAUAGUUGUAACUGAAGAACUGCGUGAUGUCAUUCAGAGCCACUGAACGAAACAGCUCAGCGUUGUCUGAAGCUUGGAUAUGCUGAUUCCUCAUUGGCCUGUUUUCAUAAAGAGAGGCACAUAAACCUCAGAUUACUCGGUAACAAGUUCACAAUGCUACAAACAAAAAUAAAAUGCUUGGACCUGAGACCUGUCCGUGUAUCGUGAGGCUCGGAUGUAUUCAGUAACGCCAUCCUGCCUUGCUGACUUAAUGAUUUGAAUACUUUUUUUUAACUGUAAAUCUGUAUUCAUGUUGACAACUGAAAAGUGUGUAACCGCAAUUUGAAAGGUACUCGAUGCAUAUUUUUUCACAUGGAGGACUGGAUGAAUACCUGACAGUAUUGGGUUUAAAGAAAAUGAUGCAAAACCAGUUUAGAUCAAGAUCUGACUUGUCCUAGGAACUUUAUUUUUAUGGAAGUGGUGAACUGUGGAACUGACUAGAAAUGGUUAAACAUUUAAGCUGUAAUAUCAAGUAAACGAAAGAAACCCAAGACCUUACUUUAAAGAAGAGAAGCUGCUCUCCCUAACGAGGAGUUGUAAAUAGAAAUGUAUUUGAACAUAGUAUUUACACUAUUAUAAUGUACAGAAUUGUAUUUAUAAUGUACCUGUUUUAAUUGAUACAAAAUGUUCUAGAAUAGAACAUUUACAAUCUGCGUGUGUGUGUUUGACUCUUCAUUUCACCUGUCUGUUUGGGCUGAAGUAGAGUAAAUUAGUAAUUUUAUUAUAUAAGUUUUAGUUUUUCUGAAAGCACUGUAACCAUUUUUGGGCUUCAACAGCAAUGGAGAAAAAAAGAUGCUAUUUGAGACUUUUAACUGAUGAAUUAAAAGAAUUUCCAGUGCAAAUAAAAACCCAAUGAAUGGCCUUUUGACAGCAGUAUUUCAUAUUUAAAAAAGGUGUCUGUAAUUUCUAUAAUGGUGUACAUUUU
This is a messenger RNA of Cololabis saira (Pacific saury), 7986 nucleotides long. RefSeq names its product kinesin family member 13A (gene kif13a). Gene Ontology annotation, biological process: microtubule-based movement; regulation of protein localization. Lineage: Eukaryota; Metazoa; Chordata; Actinopteri; Beloniformes; Belonidae. The record is from RefSeq and is a predicted model, not a curated record. The transcript has 40 exons. Gene Ontology annotation, molecular function: microtubule binding; ATP binding; microtubule motor activity. The coding region runs from base 285 to 6233 and encodes 1982 amino acids. Gene Ontology annotation, cellular component: adherens junction.